CGUAUGCUAUCCAGAUCAAAAUGGCAACAAAGAGUGAGAUCGAAGACGAGGCGAGUGCGACCACUCCGGUCGAGGAAAAACCCUCCAAGGAAUCGUUAAGUCAGAUGGUGGACAGUGAAAGUAAAGAUGACACAGAUCUUGAUCUGUUGUUGGACAGUGCUUUGGGUGAUUUUGACAAACCUCUGCAACCAGCCACAUUGGAAAAACCAGAGGUUGCAUCAUCAAGUCCAGGACUCAAUAUAAUGACUACAUCCAAAGAACAGGAGGGUGAAAAGAAGACAGAAAAACAGACAAAAGAGGGACCACAACUCCCGCCCAAUCAGGAUGCGCUCUUCGAGGCCCUCUUCAAUGAGAGCCCCGGAGCCCAGCAGUCCGUUGCGGACUUUGAGAACGUCCUCUCUGGUCUGAUGUCUGAGCUUGGUGAGGGUUUCGGGGGAGACCCCCAGAUGGCCUCCGAGAUGCAGAGGAUGUUCCAGACCAUGGCCGCGGGAGCAGGAGCAGGAGCAGGUGCAGGAGCAAUGCCAAAUCCAGCUGCAGGGACUCCUGCAUCCACAACUAGCAACACAAGUGAUUCCAACACAACUCAAACCCCGGAGGAUGUGACUUCAACACUCACAGAUACUCUCACCAGACUAGCACAGAAUGCCAAGGACCUACAGGAGGGUGGGGUGCCUGAUGAAGAGCUCUUGAGAUCGUUUGGAGGUAUGAACAUGGAGGGAGACAACGCUGAGCUCCUACCCAUGGUCCAGACCAUGAUGCAGAGUCUACUCUCCAAAGAUAUACUUUACCCUUCAUUAAAAGAAGUAGUAGAUAAGUACCAGGGAUGGUUAGAUGAAAAGAAACCCACACUUAGCAGUGAAGAUCACCAAAGAUAUACGGAGCAGCACAGACUGAUGUCAGCACUGUGUGUGGAAUAUGAGGCGGAGCAAGAUUCAGACGGCAGUACAGUCAAACAGGAGAGAAUGGGAAGGAUUAUGGAGCUUAUUCAGAAGAUGGAGAGCCUAGGACAGCCCCCGGCUGAGAUCGUUGGUGACAUGAAUGCCGGUAUGCCUUUUGAUGAGAAUGGCAUGCCACGGAUACCGGGAAUGCCCCAAGGGGACCAGUGCAGUAUUAUGUAAUCAACCAAUCAAA
Strongylocentrotus purpuratus (purple sea urchin) is the source of this 1131-nucleotide messenger RNA. RefSeq names its product peroxisomal biogenesis factor 19-like. The record is from RefSeq and is a predicted model, not a curated record. Gene Ontology annotation, biological process: protein import into peroxisome membrane. Gene Ontology annotation, cellular component: peroxisome; peroxisomal membrane. The coding region runs from base 21 to 1118 and encodes 365 amino acids. The transcript is spliced from 8 exons. Lineage: Eukaryota; Metazoa; Echinodermata; Echinoidea; Camarodonta; Strongylocentrotidae.